Rosa rugosa (rugosa rose) is the source of this 2440-nucleotide messenger RNA. Its product is annotated as 3-ketoacyl-CoA synthase 11-like. The record is from RefSeq and is a predicted model, not a curated record. Gene Ontology annotation, molecular function: acyltransferase activity, transferring groups other than amino-acyl groups. Gene Ontology annotation, cellular component: membrane. Lineage: Eukaryota; Viridiplantae; Streptophyta; Magnoliopsida; Rosales; Rosaceae. The transcript is spliced from 3 exons. Bases 666 to 2204 code for a protein of 512 amino acids. Gene Ontology annotation, biological process: fatty acid biosynthetic process.
CAAGAGAGAAGUCCUUUUCCUUCUCUUCACCUUUGUUUCACACAACUACAAGACUUAAAACACCAACACUUGGUGUAAAGUCCAUUUUGAUCUCAUCUAUAUUUCCUUCAAAAACAAGAGGGAGCUUGAGAUUUUCCUGUGACCAUUUUCUGAGCAUUCUGCAUUCCUGGUUCUUCCUCCAAGCUCAGCCCAACACAAGACAUUCAUUGCUAGUUUGCUACCAAAAUUCAUUUGAAAAUCAUUUCUGUUCACCCUGCGUCACACUCACACUCACCCUCUCCCUCAUAAUAAAGUCACAAGAACCGUUAUUAGUGCCUGUAACUCUCAGGCAGAGAAGGAAGAACUUCUGGUCAGAUUUGCAUUCAAGGGAUGGUUAGAGCUGCAUUUGCUUUUCUCUAUUGUUGAAAGUACUUUUCUAAAAUUCCUUUUCUUGUAAGGUUUAAUAAUUCAAUUCCUAAAACCCCAAUAUCGUUUUCUUGGAUUAUCUUAAGGAAAUCCAAUCCAACCCUAAAGCCACACUAUUUUAUUGACCACCCAAAUGUUGUUGAAAUUUCACGCUUCUUUAACAUAACUGUUCCGCUUUAUUUCACCCAAAGUCUCUUUAGUUUUGUGUAAUUUAGAUCCAAAACCCAUCAACCCAUCUCUUAAAAUUUUCUGAGAAAAAAAUGUCAAGGUCCAAUUUAAAUACACCUUUAAUAUCUCCAUCACUAUCAUCACCAAAGCUCCCUGAUUUCAAACAAUCUGUGAAAUUGAAGUAUGUAAAGCUUGGUUACCAUUACCUCAUCACUCAUGGAAUGUACUUGUUCCUAACCCCUCUUUUUGUUCUCACUGCUGCACAACUCUCCACAUUCUCACUCCAAGACCUCCAUGACCUUUGGGAUCAUUUGAGGUUCAAUCUCAUAUCCGUUCUGCUCUGCUCAACUCUCUUGGUCUUCUUGUCCACCCUUUACUUCCUCACUCGUCCCCGCCCCGUUUACCUUAUUGAUUUCUCAUGCUACAAGCCCGAAGAUGCUCAAAAAACCACUAGGCACGUGUUCAUGAAUUGCUCACAUUCCAUAGGAACAUUCACUGGGGAGAAUCUUGAGUUUCAGCGCAAAAUUAUUGAGAGGUCAGGUCUUGGGGAGUCUACAUAUCUCCCUGAAGCUGUUAUAAGGGUGCCUCCUAAUCCAUGUAUGGCAGAGGCAAGAAAAGAAGCUGAGAUGGUAAUGUAUGGUGCCCUUGAUCAGCUGUUUGAGAAAACUUUUAUAAAACCAAAGGACAUUGGCAUUUUGAUUGUGAAUUGUAGCUUGUUCAAUCCAACACCAUCUUUGUCAGCUAUGGUGAUCAAUCAUUAUAAGCUACGAGGGAAUGUUAUUAGUUACAAUCUUGGUGGGAUGGGAUGUAGUGCUGGUUUGAUCUCAAUUGAUCUUGCUAAAGAUCUUCUUCAAGUCCACCCGAAUACCUAUGCUUUGGUCAUUAGUAUGGAGAACAUCACUUUGAAUUGGUAUUUUGGGAAUGACAGGUCAAUGCUUGUGUCAAACUGCUUGUUUCGAAUGGGGGGAGCUGCAAUUUUGCUUUCGAACAAUAGGUCUGAUAGGCGUCGAUCUAAGUACCAGUUAGUCCAUACUGUUCGAACACAUAAAGGUGCUGAUGACAAGUGUUUCUCUUGUGUUACUCAAAAGGAGGAUCCUGCAGGGAAAAUCGGUGUUUCUUUGUCAAAAGAUCUUAUGGCAGUAGCUGGGGAUGCUUUGAAGACCAACAUUACAACUUUGGGUCCUUUGGUGUUACCUAUGUCUGAACAGUUGCUCUUCUUUGCUACACUUGUUGGAAGAAAGCUUUUCAAGAUGAAGGUGAAGCCUUACAUCCCAGAUUUCAAAUUGGCUUUCGAACAUUUCUGCAUUCAUGCUGGAGGAAGAGCUGUGCUGGAUGAAUUGGAACAGAACUUGCAGCUUUCGGACAGACAUAUGGAGCCUUCAAGGAUGACCCUAUACAGAUUCGGCAACACCUCAAGCAGCUCUCUUUGGUAUGAACUGGCUUAUACAGAAGCCAAGGGAAGGAUGAAGAAAGGUGACAGAACGUGGCAGAUAGCUUUCGGGUCUGGCUUCAAGUGUAAUAGCGCGGUUUGGAAGGCUUUGAGGACUGUGAAUCCAGUAAAGGAGAAGAACCCGUGGAUGGAUGAGAUCGACAUGUUCCCGGUGGAUGUUCCAAAGGUCUCAGCCCUCUAAACUCAUAUGGCAGUUUCCCAUUCCUUCUAGGUGUGUUGGGGAAAGUUGGUUUUCUCUUUUAGUCGUAAAUCUUCUUGUUUGUGCUUGAAUAGUCUCUGUAGCGUUUGAUUUACAAUCUGUCAUGGCUAGUUCUCUUGACAAUGUCAGAGUGGUUUAUGUUGUUAUUUCCUGGGUGAUCCAUGAUUCACAAUCGAUCAUUAGUAAUCGGUGUUUCUUGGAUUCUGCCUACUUUUUUC